UACAAAGCGAACUAUUAAGAAGUUAAGUGAGGAGUUAAGUUAAAUAAAAUACAAUGCCUGCCAUUGGUAUUGAUCUUGGAACCACAUACUCUUGUGUUGGAGUAUGGCAACAAGGAAAAGUUGAAAUCAUCGCCAACGAUCAAGGCAAUAGAACAACACCUAGUUAUGUUGCUUUCACGGACACCGAGCGUCUCAUUGGAGACGCAGCUAAGAACCAGGUUGCGAUGAAUCCAGCAAACACAGUCUUCGACGCCAAGCGACUCAUCGGCAGAAAAUUCGACGACCCAAAAGUUCAAAGUGACAUAAAGCACUGGCCUUUCAAGGUAAUCAACGAGGGAGGAAAGCCUAAAAUCCAAGUCGAGUUCCGCGGUGAAGUAAAGAAAUUCAAUCCAGAAGAGAUAAGUUCGAUGGUCCUUACGAAAAUGAAAGAGAUUGCUGAGGCUUACCUUGGACAGAAAGUUAAGGACGUGGUCAUCACAGUACCAGCAUAUUUCAACGAUUCACAACGUCAAGCUACCAAAGACGCGGGUGCCAUUGCUGGGCUGAAUGUUCUUAGGAUCAUCAACGAGCCAACAGCCGCUGCUCUAGCUUAUGGUCUAGACAAGAACCUGAAAGGUGAGAAAAAUGUGCUUAUCUUUGACCUCGGUGGUGGUACUUUUGACGUUUCCAUCCUGUCGAUCGAUGAGGGCUCACUAUUCGAGGUCAAAUCAACUGCCGGUGAUACACAUCUUGGAGGAGAAGACUUCGAUUCACGGUUGGUGGACCAUUUGUGCAAAGAGUUUGAAAGAAAAUACAAGAAGGAUCUUAAGACCAAUCCACGAGCGUUAAGAAGAUUGAGAACAGCUGCAGAACGUGCCAAGCGUACACUAUCAUCUAGUACCGAAGCAACCAUCGAAAUUGAUGCUCUAUUCGAUGGUAUUGAUUUCUACACCAAAGUCUCAAGGGCACGUUUCGAAGAACUCUGCGCUGAUCUUUUCAGAUCCACAUUGGAACCUGUGGAAAAAGCACUAGCAGACGCCAAGCUCGACAAAAAAUCUAUCGAUGACGUUGUUCUCGUUGGUGGUUCCACUCGCAUCCCAAAAAUCCAAUCGAUGCUCCAGAAUUUCUUCUGUGGAAAGCAACUCAAUCUAUCUAUCAACCCCGACGAGGCCGUGGCUUACGGCGCAGCGGUGCAAGCAGCUAUCUUAACCGGUGAGGGUGGCAAGACCUCAACCCUCCAGGAUGUUCUUCUUGUGGACGUCGCUCCGUUAUCUCUGGGUAUUGAGACUGCAGGUGGUAUGAUGACCAACAUCAUUGAACGCAAUGCUCGUAUACCCUGCAAACAGACCCAGACAUUCACAACUUAUGCCGACAACCAACCCGCCGUGACCAUCCAGGUCUACGAAGGCGAGCGAGCAAUGACCAAGGACAACAACUUGCUUGGUAAAUUCGAGCUCAGUGGAAUAGCACCUGCUCCACGUGGUGUACCGAAGAUCGAUGUCACCUUCGACUUGGACGCCAACGGAAUCCUGCAUGUGACAGCCAAGGACACGGCAAGUGGUCGUAGCAGUGAUGUCCGAAUUACCAACGACAAAGGACGUCUAUCACGGGAAGAGAUCGACCGCAUGCUUGCUGAAGCUGAACGUUACCGCGAUCAAGACAAACAACAGCGAGACAAAGUCGCAGCACGCAACCAACUUGAGACCUACGCAUUCUCGGUUAAACAAGCAAUCCAGGACAGCGGAUCCCGUUUGAGUCAGUCCGAAAAAGACCAAGUCACUCAAUUAUGCGAAGAAACCAUCUAUUGGCUAGACAACAAUACCUUAGCUGAGCAGGAUGAAUACAAGCAUAAACUGGACGAGCUUCAGAAGCAGUGCUCACCUAUCAUGACCAAACUCCAUCAAGGCGGUAACCCUGCGGGUGCUCAGAAUUACGGAGCCCAACAUCGUCCGGACAGCAACUCUGGCCCAACUGUUGAAGAAGUUGACUAAACAUCUUUACAUUUCCAAAAGAACAAAGCCAAUAGAAACAAACAAAACAUAUAUAAUAACAGAAAAUAUUGAAACUCCCAAGACUGGUACUAGGAUGAAUAUGAAAUCGAGUGAACCAGUACUGUUAUUCAUAGAAAAAUUCGUAAAACUGCUGUUCAGUUGAAAAUUAAUUGUAGUUCUCUGCAACUAAUUGUUUAGUUGAGCGGUAGUUAAACGAGUUUAUCCAACAAUUAUUAAUCAAAGUUCACUCGUUAUCAUAUUCACCCUAAUUUUAAUUUAAUUGUAAUUGUUUGUAUUAAUAAAUUGUAGUUUUUUUUUUAAACA
Messenger RNA from Microplitis demolitor, 2294 nucleotides. Its product is annotated as heat shock protein 68. The record is from RefSeq and is a predicted model, not a curated record. The transcript has a single exon. Gene Ontology annotation, cellular component: cytoplasm. Bases 54 to 1970 code for a protein of 638 amino acids. Gene Ontology annotation, molecular function: ATP hydrolysis activity; ATP-dependent protein folding chaperone; ATP binding. Gene Ontology annotation, biological process: protein refolding; cellular response to unfolded protein. Lineage: Eukaryota; Metazoa; Arthropoda; Insecta; Hymenoptera; Braconidae.